UACUAUAACAAGUCCGCACCAGUCCCGAAAGAAACCUACAGACAAGUAGUGGAAAGACGGAGAUCGAGUCGGUUGCGUUGAGGUCCUUCGGGUUUAUCGUGUAUUUCUGACGGAGACCUCCCGGUGAAAGUGACCGGUUUGGGGUUUUGUUGGUGUCUGCUUUGAAGGAUACUGUGAAUAACAAGAUAAGGAUUGUUAUACGAGGGACUAUGGCAGUUUUAGUGGACAACUUAACGCCGCGGUUGUUGGCUCUUCUGUGGUCGACCGUGCUGCUGAGCAGAGGCGCAGCUGACUGCCCUAAACCACCAGAGAAAGAGCACAUCGUCCUCACCAACGAAUCACUUUUAAAGAACGCUUUCCCCAAGGACACUGAAGUCACGUUUGUCUGUACGAAUGGCUAUGAAAAACACAACGGCUCCGAAAGCAUUACGUGCACUGGUACGGAGUGGACCGAGCCUGACCUCAUGUGUAAAAAGAAGGACUGUGGAUAUCCGCAAAAACUUCCGAACAUGAUAUUGAUUGUGAAUGAUGGUACCCUAUUAGGCGCUUCAGUAAAAGUAACCUGUGAGGAAGGCUACCGAGUCAUUGGGUCUUCCUUCAAACGCUGCUUCGCUAAUGGAUGGAUCGGGAGAUCAAGGUGUGACCUUAUUGUUUGCGACGUGCCCAGUGAGGUCAUCAGUGGCCAACACACCUGGACCUCUGCAGAAAAGCCGCGCCACGGCGACGUCAUUCAGUACUCCUGUGACGCCGGCUUCACCCUCAACGGCACCAGCCACGUCAUCUGCCAAGGCAGGGGCGUUUACAACACGACACCUCCAACCUGUGAAGCUGUAGUUUGCGACCUGCCCAGUGAGAUCAACGAUGGCCGGCAUCUCUGGACCUCUGCAGACCGGCCACGCUACGAGGACGAGAUUCAUUACUCCUGUAACACCGGCUUCACCCUCCACGGCAGUAGUCACCUUAUAUGCCGAAGCCCGGGCGUUUACAAUGCAGCCCCUCCAACGUGUAAAGAAGACGAAUCCACUACCCCUACAUUGAAUAUAACCUCAACCCCUCACGCUUCAAUACAAGGUGGCAUAUAUACGGUAGCGGCGACAGAGGAUAAUCUGAUGAAUACGGAAGCCUCCAGCCGCUCCUCACCGUCCUUAGCAGCAGUGACCGUACCAGCAACACCUGGGACUCAUGGUGCAAAUACCAUUAUGACAACGCACAAACAUGCAAUCUCGACAAAAUCCAGGACUCCAGUGGCGAGUACCCCGGAGUCUCUCGUCAGAGGUGGCAUAUAUACGGUAGCGGCGACAGAGGAUAAUCUGAUGAAUACGGAAGCCUCAGGCCGCUCCUCACCGUCCUUAGUAGCAGUGACCGUACCGGCAACACCUGGGACUCAUGGUGCAAAUACCAUUAUGACAACGCACAAACAUGCAAUCUCGACAAAACCCAGGAAUCCAGUGGCGAGUACCCCGGAGUCUCUCGUCAGAGGAAACCUGAAGGAACUUGAUAACAUUAAGGACCCGGAUAGCGAUACCAAGGAUGCGGUUUCUUUAAGACGUAAGAUCGUGGCGGCCAGUGUGUUAAGCACCUUAUUAGUGGUGCUCCUCGUGGUGCUGCUGAUCUUUUAUGUAUAUCGGUACAGGUGGAGGAGAGGCAACGCUAUCACUUCCAAUGAAGAAUACAAUGUCUGUUAUCAUGGAGGGUCUGAGGGCCAGUGUGGACCUGCUUUCCCCUCCAAGGAGCCAUACCCGGCACAUCCUCAGACACAAUGACACUGCAGACAUCAGUGAAGGUCUGCAACUAGAAGAAACGCUUCCAUGAAGGGGCGCACACUUUAUUUAUACAGUUUUUAUAUUCUUGAAGUUAAUAUAAAUACAAAAUAAUUAUUAUUUGUAUGUACUCGGACCACGCUUGUCUUUGCAACCAUGAUACUUUGAUGAACGAUGGACAAUAAAAUGUUAGGUAUUAAUUUAAGCCGACCGCAUUGGUUAGUCGUUGUCAGAGAAUAGAAUGUUGAGGGGUAAGAAGAAAUGUAAAUGAUUACAAUUAAUCCCACAUGGUGUCACUAGCCUUUCCUUAAGAGCACCUACAAAGGAGAAAAGUUCCCCUGUAGAAAUGCUAUUGACGAUAAUAAUAUUCUUGCAGAGAUAGAUGGACAGAGUCUAUCUAGAUAGAUGGACAGACAGGAACUGUGGGUCCUGACAGAGGAACUGUGGGUCCAGACAAAGGGAACAUUCACAGCCGCGGCUCCCAUGCAAAGGAACACAGCCUGUGUUCUGCCACGGGGUCGAGGGGGGAAUUAUGUGGAUAUAAAGAACACUGUGCUAGACACCCAACUCCAGCGUGCCAAACAUUUGAAUCCGUUGUACUGUGAUCAUGAGAUGGCUGAGAGGAUGUCUUGUUCUCCCCCCGUCCGAUGUUACUGAAGUAGAGGUCAAAUGAACAUGGGACGUCAGUCUGCUUGGCGUGACAUGAGAGAAUGUUUAAUUUCAUUCAACUGUUUCACUUUAUGUCCAGGGAUAAUAAACCACUCCAUACCAAGGUAUUUUAUGGCCACUAUGUUUUAACUUUACUAGCCCAUACUUCUAUCUAUAGUUUUAGGACUGAUAACCCUCUGUCUAACGGGGGUCACAGAGAGGAACUGCUAGGGCUUAAGUCUUAAACAGGAUGAGGGGGGGGUUUCCCAUGUUUUUCAGUUUUAUGAAUGGACCCCUGAUCUCACUGAUCUUAGCCCCCACUUGAAUAUAGGCCGAAUUUGAAAGGAUAUCUUUCAACAGUUUCCCACUGCUAAAAUAUUAUGAGUGAUAUGGGAAAAAAGUAUUUGCAACAAUGUAGACAAUGAAUCUGAUAUGUUAAAGAUGAUUUGUCAGAUUGUCAUGGGACUUCUCGUUUGUUCAAUUUCAGACUUCAAAGUAGGCUUAAGCAUUUUGGCACUCAUUACCAUACUCAGCUUGGAGCGUGGAAACCUCUCAUGUUUCUGGUUAUCUUAGAACCAAUUUCUAAUGGCAAACAAUAGAUAUGUGUACAAGAAUGAAUAUGUGAUAUGGUUGUAUAACAAUCGGUAUAUUUAUUUUAUAGGCCAUGUUUACUAUUCAUAUCAAGAAGUAUCUUUGUUUUGGGGCCUAAGGUUCCAACCACACUGGCUUUGUGUAAUCAUAACACACGGAGGUUCUAUCCACAGCUUUGUGUGCUAGUGGGCCACCUUCUUUAAAUAAAGGUAUUUCGGAAGGCAAAUUUAUGCGUCUAGUUUUUUCCUUGCAGGUUGGAUUCAAGAUAUUUUGAUUUAUUUGCUAGGACUGAAAUGAAAACAAGAUUAAACUGGUUAGAUAAGUUGAGUGGGCCACUCCCAGCUAGGUGAUUAGAUUGUUUAUAUUUCCGAAGCAACUCUAUAAUCAAGCCGUACCAGCUGUGUCUACAAUCACAUGACAAGCCGAUGACUUUCUGACUUCUCCUUACAGUUACACCUCUCUCUAAGUAGGCCUAUCUAGCUUCAGCCGGGCGCGUAAUGUUGUUGACAUCUGCCGAGGGAAGGUUUGGCUGGGUGCCCUACAGCAUCCGUCACCCUGUCUAGCCACACCACAACAGACCACGCCACAGCACUGACCGCACGAUGACGGCUAUUGCCAAAGGAAGCUAUAGUCACAGUGGAAAGAAAAGGAUGGCUUGGGUUUUCUUCACAUUGCGGACACUCCCUUUAAACUGAGUCACUCCGAUUCCUCAGAAUGUAAAGCAUCAUGCAUUUGGCUGCGUGUUGUUGUUGUUGGUAUGCUUCUGUUGGCAUGGCAACGCUGAUUUGAAUACGAUAUUCUUACCUUUCAACUCCCGCUGCCAGGUCGGCAGCUCUGUUUAGUUAGUUGACAAGCGAUGAGAGAACAUCUGUUUCAACACUCAGAAGUAGAUCAAAAGAUACAAGAGCCAGCAUAGGAUUACGGUGAAUAUGGUAUCAUCCAAUGGUCUUUAUUUGAUUCAUGCAAUGGUUGAUAUAUUUUUAGGUGUAAUACAUCGUUGAUGUGUGUGAUUCCUUCGAAGACUGGAAGCCAAAUAGGCCAGAGGGUCACCACAUAUAUGUGAUUAGCAGAGGUGUCAAGUAACUAAGUACAAAUACUUUGUUACCUUACUUAAGUAGAAAUUUUGGGUAUCUAUACUUUACUGGAGUAAUUAUUUUUCAGCCUACUUUUUACUUCUACUUCUUACAUUUUCACGCACUUAUCUGUACUUUCUACUCCUUACUUUUUAAAAAUGGCCUCGUUACUCCUAUUUAAUUUCGGCUUGUUUUUAUUCCGCCGGCGUUCAAAAAAAAACCCAUCCAGAUAAUUUGCGCCAUAGGAUAGAGUGAAUUUGAUUGGUUGGAUGAGAAUAG
Gadus chalcogrammus (walleye pollock) is the source of this 4351-nucleotide messenger RNA. RefSeq names its product zona pellucida sperm-binding protein 3 receptor. The record is from RefSeq and is a predicted model, not a curated record. Bases 210 to 1763 code for a protein of 517 amino acids. NCBI's taxonomy places the organism in Eukaryota, Metazoa, Chordata, Actinopteri, Gadiformes, Gadidae. The transcript is spliced from 15 exons.